Molecule: messenger RNA, 467 nt
Organism: Racocetra persica
Lineage: Eukaryota; Fungi; Glomeromycota; Glomeromycetes; Diversisporales; Gigasporaceae
Source: the annotation of a GenBank genome assembly
AUGAUCCUCAACCUCAUCCCAUUACUAGUAGUAGCCGUAGCCGCCUACUUCAUUUACACCAAAUUCAUAGCAGGCAAAAUUGAUUGUCCCGCCAACAAUCCUAAUAUCCAAGGUCUAGAAAAAGAAGAAAUAAAAGUCGCCAUAAAAGAAGGUGAAACUAAGCAAAAAGAAAUCAAAGAUGAAGUAAAGCAGUUAGAGAAAGAACGUAAGGAAAUCCUUGCUAGUUCUGACUCCGACAAGAAUGAAAAAGCCAAAGAGAAGUUAGAACAAAAAGAAGAAAAGAUGAAAGAAUUACAGGAAAUAGAGACUAAUUUAGCAGAUUUAAAAACUGUUGACAAGGGAGCAUUAUUAGCCAAGCCCGCUAUUGCGGGAUUAUUAAAGUUUGUGAUUGGAGCAGGAUUGGCUUAUUUUACCGCUAAGCCGGUGAUUGAGAGGUGGGGUUCUACUCCUGCUAAUCGAGCCGAGCA